CGUUUGACAUUUGCUUUACGGGGUUUUGUGACAAAUUUGUCAAUUGACACGUUUUUGUUAUUUAUGGGUUGAAAUCAAAUAUGUUAUAAAUUGUUGAAAUUAUAAUAGUUUCCAGAAACUAUGCUAAAAUGGCAACCCAAAUUGAUGACUGCCACUGGUUAACUGAUCUGGAAAAUGCUCUUCAGGAAGAGUGCUCUGCAGCCGAUAUUUAUUGUAUUUGCAAAGGAAAGGCCUUACCAGAAAACCUAAGGUCUGAAGUAUGGCAGAUAUGCUUAGAUGUUCGUGAUAAAGGCAACCAAUUAGAUCAAUUCAACGAAGUUUAUGACCUACCAAAUCAAAACAUUCUGCGAGAAGAUUGUACUAAUUUUGUAUCAAAAUUAGGAAACGAUGAAGAAGACAGACUAUCCGUCACAUCUGACUUGGAAUCUAUCCUCACUUUCUACUGCAAAACAAGGAAUAUUCCUUACGUUCGCAAUAAUGGCUGGAUAGAGUUAUUAGCCCCUAUACUCACAUUGAAAUCGCCACGCUCCACCACCUAUAAUUUAUUUGAAGCAGUAAGAGAUACUUACAUUCCUCAGAGCUGUCAGAGCGAUGGAAAUGCCUUUCAUAUUCUAAGGCUACUGCUGUUGUACCACGACCCAGAACUGUGCUCCUUUUUGGAUACGAAACGAAUAACUCCUGAACAGUAUUGUUUUUCUUGGUUCCAAUCGCUUUUUGCUGCAACAUGCAGCUUGGAGGUGGUUUUGAACAUGUGGGAUUACUAUUUCCAGCAGUCUGAUCCGUUUUUUAUUUUCUUUUUAUCCCUGAUUAUGGUAGUGAAUGCCAGGGAUCAAAUCAUUUCCAUGAAAAGUGAAUCCCGGGAGAAAAUAAUAACUUGUCUUAUGAACAUGCCCUGUGGUCUUGAAGCCGAUGAUGUUUCUGAUUUUUGCACUUUAGCGCAAUAUUACGCACUGAAAACUCCAGUUUCAUUCAGGAAUGAUUUGAUGCAGAACCUGUACAGCAUGAAAGGAGACAGUUCAAUAUCGGUUUCGCAAGCUUUGUGUUUGCCAGUAUCUGUGCAUGAGUUGGUAGAGAACACUGCGCAUGAGACAACAAAUAUUGAUGCUGUAAGGUUUUUUUUGGUCGAUUGUCGGCCUAUAGAGCAUUAUAAUGCAGGACAUUUGCCAACGGCCUUCCAUUUGGACUGUAAUCUAAUGUUGCAAGAACCAAGUGCUUUCGCUACUGCCGUUCAGGGACUGCUUAGUGCCCAGAGACAGGCUUUGGCCCACAAUUCAAGAGCAGGUGGGGAACACUUGUGCUUUCUUGGAUCAGGCAGGAAUGAAGAGGAUCAAUUCACUCAUAUGGUGGUAGCUUCAUUUCUCCAGAAACACACCCAGUAUGUUUCUUUGUUGAGCGGAGGCUACAUAGCCGUGCAUAACUAUUUUUCGGAUAACAUCGAAGACUUUUUGCAGGACCACAGCCCUAAAAAUUGUAUAGUGUGCGCUCCUAGUUAUUUAUCGAAGAAUUCUCAAGAUAAUUCCAAGGCGUCAGCAUCCAUUCAUUUAUUCGGAAAACUUUCGGAAGCGAUGAAGUCAAAAUCUGCUGAAGUGAAGGGGAAACUGAUUGACUACAUUGUCAAUCCUAAUGCUAGCCCUGUGCAGGAGAGACACGUUUCCAGCAACGACAAAAUGGGAAAAAGAUACAGAGAUGUGGCGCCAGUAUUCAGUAUUGAUGAUGAUCACGAUAAUGUGGCUAAUGUUGAGCACCUCGAUGCAGAUGAUCAACAGGAGUUAGUGCAAAUACAAGCAUAUUUGAAGAAAUCUGAGGUGAUCGAACAUUUCCCUUGUCAAGAAGUGAAACUCAACGGUUUCAUGUAUAAAAGUCAUUUGAUAGUUACUCAUACCGAACUCAUUGUCCUGCGAGAAAUUCCAAACAUAAAAGGUUCAGCAGAAAUAAUCGUCAAAAGACCACUGUCUGCGAUAGUAAAAAUUACUGCUCGAAAACGUCAUCCCGAACUCAUCACAUUCAAGUACGGGGUACCUGAUGGCGAGAAUCUGAAAAUCUCCGAUAUGGAUCGGUUUCUGAUCCCCAAUGCAGACAAGGCCACGAAAGUUGUAUCUGACCAAAUCCUUAGUCAACUCAAAGGAAAGGAGUGAUUUAUUUAGGAAUAAUUUAAUUUAUUUUUAUUAGGUCUAUUGUAUUUAUUGUGCAUAUUGAUUAAAAGUUACUACAGUAAAAAAUAUAGUGAUGAAGUUGUAUAUUGUUCUGUUGUAUGUUUUUUCAAUAUAUUUUAGGAGAAA
Leptinotarsa decemlineata (Colorado potato beetle) is the source of this 2279-nucleotide messenger RNA. It is a transcript of the gene TBC1D23, whose product is annotated as TBC1 domain family member 23. NCBI's taxonomy places the organism in Eukaryota, Metazoa, Arthropoda, Insecta, Coleoptera, Chrysomelidae. Gene Ontology annotation, cellular component: trans-Golgi network. Gene Ontology annotation, biological process: retrograde transport, endosome to Golgi. The record is from RefSeq and is a predicted model, not a curated record.